This is a messenger RNA of Ambispora leptoticha, 258 nucleotides long. Lineage: Eukaryota; Fungi; Glomeromycota; Glomeromycetes; Archaeosporales; Ambisporaceae. The record is from the annotation of a GenBank genome assembly.
AUGUGGUAUCAUAAAUCUUCUAAUUCCGGAAAUAAGAUAGCUAAAAGUCGAUUAGGAAAUUGUUAUUUGGCAGGACUAGGAACUUCCCAAGAUUUAUUUAAGGCAUAUUAUUAUUAUAAAUGUGGUGAAGGAUGGUGUGCGCAAUAUGGGGUUGCACUAUGCAAAAAUUGGGGACUCGGGACUGAAACUGACAUUCAUGCAGCUCUUUGGGGGUUUAAAAUGGCACAUAAAAGCGGGCUUGAACAAGCCUAUGACAAU